AUUAAGAGGAUCAUUGGACCUGGAAAACGUGUACCUGCUAUGGCAAAGUUAUGGUUUAGUUAGGUUGCUUUGAAAACUAGAUUUACCCAAAUCCCUUUACGUUGGUUCCCUUGGCGGUUAACUCUUGUUAUUUUCGCCUUGUCAGAAGAAGGUGGUCAGGUUUUUGGAGCAGGAACAAUUACCAGGAGUUCAGUUUUACUAACAUUCAAUAACCUGUUGAUCAUUGUUUACAAGGUAUGUGACGCUCUUCCCGAUCCGUAAUACUGGAGCACCAUAUUACAAUUCAAAUUAGAGGGCAUGUUGAAAGAAUUCAGUUUAACAAACCAUGAACUUCACGAUUUCGGUUACACUUAGGCGCUAGUUACGAUCAGUCGCUUUUUGAUGCCGGACAAAUUGAUUUAAUUGAGUGAUUGAUUAUUUAAUGUUUGAUAGCCAUAACAAAGGUGCUUUGUCUUUACCGUUAAUUUCCGUCUUUGCUCUUCGAGUUCAAAGAAAUAAGCAAACGCCAACUUGUUUUGUAUUAUUGACAGGGUCAGUAAGUUUUCCUUUGCAGUUGUAUCAGUUAAAAUAAGGUAAUUUAUAGACCUGAAAUUAACAAUUAGUCAUGCACAGCUUCUCCAGGAAACCCUGGCCCCACAGCGCAUGCCCGGGGUCAUGAACAAGUUUCGUGGUAGUACUCUAUGGCGCGUGUACUUUAUGCAAAAGCCGUUUUUCAUUUUUUAUAUUUAUCAAAACAACACAAGUUGUAAGGGUCAUGACACUUAAUGACAAACAGACAAACGUUUGACUAAUAACUGUUAGAAUGACCGACCGUCCUGACCGCUAAAGUUAUAUCGGCAUUAACCGGAAAAAGUCAAAGUGAAUCUUUCCGCCUAUAAGACAAGAAAUUCCACAGAAGUUUCCCCCUUGUAAUUACAUGACUUUGUCAGAUACAUCAAUACCUGACAAAAAAUAUGAAUUCUGCUUUCUCUACUACUCCUCUGAAGAAGAGACGCAUUUAAUUUACCUUUGUUCAAUUUCUACAGGCAAAUCAUACUCCAUGGCAAGACUGCAUAUUCUUGUUAUUCUCGUCUCCUUUGUACCGCCAUCUCUCUCCCUUUAUCUCGGCCAGAUCAUUCCCCAAUACUACUUGCCUUACGUUCUCCGUUCCGACAUUCCGAAACCCGUCCCGCGAUCAGAGAUACCCAGCCCGGAACUCUCUCGACUGUAUGCGGCAAAGAAGCAAGCCAUUAAAAUUGUAAAAGAUAUUGACGCGGAAAUCGAGCACGUUCUGCAGAAUCAACUUUAUCGCAGAAACUUUGAUGCCAAUCAAUACGACCAGAAUGGCCUUCCAUUCUUUAAUCCAUCACCAACAAACCCAUUGUCAGCUGCUAUUGGUGUUCAAGGAGGGGCCUGGUUCCCAGGUCCUUCAGGCGCCGGGGUUGAGGGAAGCCGCAUGCUGGAGGGCCAUACAAGCCAAUUUAGUGUUCGUAGCGCCCAGGCCUCACGGAGACAAAGUCAGACAGGAUUAACAGGAAUGUUACAAGUACCACAAAUGGUGAACGAUAAACAGUUUCCUCGAACAUUCACUCCAACAGCAACUCAGACAACACCAGACCCGUCAGAUGAGAUGAAUAGCCUGGGAAAUCCUGAAGAGUUUGACCAGAAAUGCGCGGUGCUAAAACUGACGUUCGAGAAGUCAGAGGACAAUUUGGUAUUUGAUGAUUCACCCCAGAAGAACAAUGGUCAGCUUCAGGGCGAGGCGCGCAUUUUGAAAGACGAAACUGACAAGGGAAGAUCCAUCGAUUUUGGGAACAAUGGCAAAAUUGUUCUUAAACCGGGUUUUAAGGGAAAACCCAAGAAAUCUAUUGCGAUUUCAAUGUGGGUAAAGUUGAACGACGUUGAAGGAGUGAUUCCUCUUAUUACGGCCACCGAUGCAACAAAUUUUGUUCGUUACAACUUGCUACUGCGCAAUGGCAGAGGAGAAUGGGUGCACAGAGGAGAUUCUGGAAGAGAGCUCUUUCGUGUCCAGUCCAGCUCAUCUGAUAUAACCACUGGCAAGUGGCACAACAUCGUGGGAAGCUAUGACUCCAUGUCAAAGACAGCUUCACUUUGGGUGGAUGGGAAGCAAGUGAGCAAGGAAGAUGGUAUCAGCGGCGUGUUGUCACAGAAAUGGAACAAACUGACCAUAUUUGGAGGGAAGGCUCGUGGUGAUAUGGAUAACAUCUUUAUGUUUAGAUGUCCUCUAGAUAAAACCAAAAUAGUGGCUUUGUAUGUGUCUGCAGCAUCUCCCAAGGACGUCAAAAAGGAUGUGAUUGCAAGACCUCAGUGAAGAAACAUGUAUAGCAAGAGAUGAAAAGACGCAUGUUGUGAUACCGCUCAUACCACAGUUUUAUGUUUGCUUCUUUGUUCCAGCUAUCUCUAGAACCAAUUAGAGCAGCGUUCUUUGGUUUUUUUUUUUUUAGCCGACCAAUCAGGACACAAAACCACACGAUCCGAGUCCCCCCGCCUUCCGGGAUCAAGCGCGAUCGCUGCUUACUCGCGGGCCCUACGUGCGCUUUCCCGCGCUUUUUCCCAUAGGUUGCAUGUUUUGGUAUCUAGAUUAGGUCGAGUUAUCAGAUUUUUUUGCUGUGAUUUAUUAAGUCAUUAGCCUUACAUAAUCACUUGGAAUAAACAUUUGUCUUUGCUCUGACUACACGGCUUACAGGUAAGCUUUCAUAGGUACACGAUUCAAUGAAUUACGCAAAAUGUCCAUGAACCUUGUAGAACUGGUUAUCAGAGCAGCUCGUUUGUGUCUUUUCAGUUGAUAAACUAAUCACAGACCACUUGCCUCACAUUUGUAUUUUAUUGUUUUUUCGCAAAACGUGCUUGGUCGAAUCUAUCAGUGUCCGCGGAUAAACGCUAUCGCUCCACGUGACCAAUUUCAACGGAUCCAGAUCGGUGCUGAACUAAAGUGGUGACUAUUGACGACUAAUCGUCACUAUUUGGGAAAUGGAAAAACUGCAAAAUAGUGAGAGAGGAAAUGUGACAGUUAUGUUAGAAAAAGUUAGGCAGCUCUACACUUAUGAAAUUAUCAAUUUAUUACAAAUAUGUACAAAAGCUAAUCAAAAACAAAUAAAAACUAUUAUAACUGAUGUCCGUAUUUGUUGCAGAAAUUAUCCUCAAAAUAACAACGUUUGUCUCCUGUCCGAUAGAUAAGUUGCGCUAUUAACAUUUAUAAAGGAGUCGUCGAAAUCAUAGCGAAAUAGACUACAGUAUGGGGCCCAGUUCUCGGCCACAAAAAACGUAAACUUGUAUUUCUUACCUUGGAAAAGCCGUAAGGACUUAAAAUUUCACGGAUAACUAGCUUCAGCAUUCAGUUUACACAUGUGGAGCUAUCGACUGUUCAACGCUGUUUUCUCCCGAAUAAUAACGAAAAUGGAGGCUUCGUUCGUGGGCCCAGUUAUCGACCAGCGGGCCCAGUUCUCGGCCACAAAAGAGUGCAUGAGAUUCCUCAGAAUAAAGAACGCUUUAUUACCAUUUUUUGUUGUUAAAUCACUUAUAAGGCUUGUGUUUUGAUAUUUCGAUCACAAAUUAUCCUUAAAGAGCACUG
Orbicella faveolata is the source of this 3571-nucleotide messenger RNA. RefSeq lists its product as uncharacterized. The record is from RefSeq and is a predicted model, not a curated record. NCBI's taxonomy places the organism in Eukaryota, Metazoa, Cnidaria, Anthozoa, Scleractinia, Merulinidae.